Molecule: messenger RNA, 1892 nt
Organism: Sclerotinia trifoliorum
Lineage: Eukaryota; Fungi; Ascomycota; Leotiomycetes; Helotiales; Sclerotiniaceae
Source: the annotation of a GenBank genome assembly
GGCGCUAUAUAAAUCAAGCUGAUAAGAUGAUUUGUUGGAUUUUGGGGGUGGAAACUCUAUUCUUGUAUUUGGAGGGACCACCUGGUGGACGUCUCACAUCAUUUUAUGUAGGUAGGUAGGACAACUCGACAAGGUAGGACAAGUGAGUUUAGAUUUGGUUUUGCGGCGGGUUUUGUUUGUGGAUAGGUAACUUUAUUGAAGUCAUUUAUGUUUGUGUGUUUCUUAAUGAUCUACAGUUUCAUACUCUCCGUACAUGCCGCUUUCAUGAUCGUCUUUCUCAUCUUUCGUCGACUCCAGUCACCUUGAAAUAAAUCCUGCGAUUUUCUGUUCGUUCUCUUUUGAUCGACUUGUCUUCCAGUUCUACUUACAAGCAGCAUCGUCUCGCACCAUGUCUAAAAGGACUGUCUUUACAACAGUGACGCCGUUACCAACGGGCAUCACACGAGAAACAGUGAUGGAGACUUUGCGCUCGCACACCGAAAUGAUAGAUUUGAAUCCUCUAGUAGAAGAGCGGCAUCCGAUCAAACCCCCGCAAAAUGCUACCGCAGAGGAAUAUCAUUGCUUAUGGUACUCUUUAACUGAUCGAGUACAAUACCUUCCUGGAGGACUGAUGUCUGGCAAAGUCUCCUAUACCUGCUGCUUUCAUGAUCUCGAGUACGGCUUGCAAACACAUUGCUAUGCGCCUAUGGGAUUAAAUAUAAGAGGAAAGUGGACUCUUGGUGGAUCAUUACCAGGGGAGCCUGUUGCACCGGUUGAAAUGGGAGCUGGUGUACCUCUCGAUGGGCUUUGGCUGAGAGAAGAUGUGGAUAUGAAAUGCAACAUCAUGAUGACAAGUUUUGUCAAGAAGACUAUAAAAAAAUCACACUCCGCGUUAGUUGAGCGUCUAGUGGUCAAAGCCCAGAUGUUAGAUCGCUCUAUCAGAAAUUCUCGACUGAAUGAGGAGACACUUAGUAUGCCGGAACUCACCAUAUCAAGACCCUCUUCAUCGCAGACGCCAUCGUCCCGGGCACCAACUGCAUAUUCUCCUACCAGUGACUAUGACAAUGAUAGUGCGUACGCAGAGCCAGAAGUUGAUUCACCACAAUACACUACAUAUGCUAUGCAAAACACGCAGGGUUCACAAACACCAAAAACCUAUCCAUCAACAACCUUACAGAACCCGCAAUCACAGAUCUCGCAAGUACCUCCAGCCCUACGAGCUGGGCCACCUCAAAAUCAAACAAAACCCCAAUGUAACGAAAAUUCAACCUAUUCCAAAUACGAUCCUUCAGCCUAUCCCCGAGCUCUUAAUGUUCGCCGAGAAAGUGCACCAUCCUGGAAUGAUUCUGUACACGGCUCAGAAAUUCCAACUGGUCGCAUGUCUUACCAAAGUCCUGCUGGUAACGUCCGUAAUGAGGGUAACAGGGCAAGGGUGGCAUCGUGGCAAAAUGCAGCUGGAAGCAAUAUGUGGAAUACGUACCGGCCACUAAACGCAGGAACUCAGAAAGUCCCAGCUCAUUACCGCAGUGCUUCUUCCCAGUUGGAACAUAGGACUUCACCUCCUGUGCACGAAAGGAGGGACGAUUCUGGGAAGCAGAAUACGGGGAAUAGGGUGGUUUCGCAGUUACCAGCUUAUCAUGCCGAGCUGGAAGGAUAAUCGAGUUAAGGGGUAAUGUGAUGAAUAUUAAUGAGAGGUGAAUAUCAUGCAGAGAGGCUGAGGCAUAUAUGAUAUGAUAUUGAGGCGGUCGUCUCGGCUACUUGGUCUUCGGUGUAAAAGUGCGGAUUGAUAUGAUACCCAAGAGAGCUUAUGGAGGUUAUGAUUGAAUGGGAGGAGGAAAGGGAAGGGAAGGAAAGGAUAGUUCGAAGUGAAGGAAUUAUAGCAUUAUGGAGUGUAUAGAGGCAGUAAUUGAUAU